This is a messenger RNA of Penaeus vannamei (Pacific white shrimp), 457 nucleotides long. The record is from RefSeq and is a predicted model, not a curated record. NCBI's taxonomy places the organism in Eukaryota, Metazoa, Arthropoda, Malacostraca, Decapoda, Penaeidae.
GGAACAAUGAGUUGGUGUUUAUCAACUUCUAUGCAGACUGGUGCCGCUUCAGCAACAUAUUAGCUCCAACUUGGGAUGAGACGGCAGACAAAGUAAAGGAAGCAUUCCCAGAUGAAGGCAGGGUGGUCAUUGGGAAGGUGGACUGUGAUGCCCAGUCAAGCAUUGCUUCAAGAUUCCACAUCACUAAGUAUCCAACCCUGAAGCUUCUCAGAAAUGGUCAGGCAUCAAAGAGGGAAUACCGAGGGCAACGCUCUGCUGAGGCUUUUGCAUCGUUCAUUAAGGAGCAGCUGAAGGACCCUAUUAAAGAGAUUCAGAGUUUGAAUGAAUUAAAUGAUAUUGAGGAGACAAAAAGGACUGUGAUUGGUUACUUUGAAAACAAAGAUGUCCCUGAGUAUGAAGUGUUCCGCAAAGUGGCAACUAACCUGAAGGAGGACUGCCAGUUCCUGGCAGGUUUUGG